This is a messenger RNA of Daucus carota subsp. sativus, 1290 nucleotides long. Its product is annotated as serine/threonine-protein kinase SAPK3. Gene Ontology annotation, molecular function: protein serine/threonine kinase activity; ATP binding. The transcript has 9 exons. The record is from RefSeq and is a predicted model, not a curated record. Gene Ontology annotation, biological process: protein phosphorylation; signal transduction. Lineage: Eukaryota; Viridiplantae; Streptophyta; Magnoliopsida; Apiales; Apiaceae. Bases 149 to 1177 code for a protein of 342 amino acids.
UUGUAGUCCUAGUUGACAGGUGAAGUGGUCCUGUCUAGUUGUCUCUCUCCCCAUCUAUAGUCUACACACACAGAGAUAUUGCACAAUCUAUUCUAUAAACUCACAUGCCAUAACUGAAUUUGGGGUCCCUCAUCUUUGAGUCAUUGCAAUGGAGGAGAAAUACGAGGUAUUAAAACAACUUGGUUCUGGGAAUUUCGGAGUGGCCAGAUUGGUUAGAGAUAAGAUAACAGAGGAGCUUUUCGCUGUCAAGUUUAUUGACAGAGGAAACAAGAUUGAUGAGAAUGUUCAGAGAGAAAUCAUCAAUCACAGAUCAUUAACGCAUCCAAAUAUUGUCAGGUUCAAGGAAGUAAUGCUGACUCCGUCACAAUUGGCGAUAGUCAUGGAAUAUGCAGCUGGAGGUGAGCUCUUUGCUAAGAUAUGCAGUGCCGGUAGAUUUAGUGAAGAUGAGGCACGCUAUUUCUUUCAGCAGCUUAUAUCUGGAGUCAGCUAUUGCCACUCCAUGGAAGUAUGUCACAGAGACUUAAAACUUGAAAACACUCUCUUGGAUGGAAGUCCAACUCCACGCCUUAAAAUAUGUGAUUUUGGUUAUUCAAAGUCAGCGGUACUGCACUCCCAACCCAAAUCAACAGUAGGAACUCCGGCUUAUAUUGCCCCAGAGGUCCUCUCCCGAAAGGAAUACGACGGAAAGAUUGCUGAUGUAUGGUCAUGUGGUGUGACACUAUAUGUGAUGCUAGUGGGAGCGUACCCUUUUGAGGAUCCUGAAGAUCCUAGAAAUUUUCGCAAAACCAUUGGGAGAAUAAUGAGUGCGCAGUACUCCAUCCCUGAUUAUGUGCGUGUGUCUGCUGAGUGUAGACACCUUCUCUCCCAAAUCUUUGUUGCAAACCCCUCAAAGAGAAUUAGCAUUCCUGAGAUUAAGAAGCAUCCAUGGUUUAUAAAAAAUAUGCCUCAAGAACUGGUGGAGGGAGAGAAAACAAACUACGGGGAAGCUGAGCGUGACAAACAACUUCAGAGCAUUGACGAAAUUAUGCAGAUCAUACAAGAGGCCAAGAUCCCUGGAGACACAGGAACGAAAGCAGAGGGGAAACCUGGUGGUAUUGGUGAUUCACUUGAUGCCGAUGAGGAUGUGGACCUGGAAUUUGAUAUUGAUUACAGUGGUGAUUGUGCAUCACAAAUUUGAACACGGCAUCUCCAAAAAUGGGCCGCAAUUUGGGUUAUGGUUUCAUUUGCAACACUUGUUAAUGAAUUGAUUGAUAUUCAAGUUUUUAUUGAUAAUCUGUCACUAUUGCUUAA